Messenger RNA from Branchiostoma belcheri (Belcher's lancelet), 1229 nucleotides. Its product is annotated as lectin BRA-3-like. Lineage: Eukaryota; Metazoa; Chordata; Leptocardii; Amphioxiformes; Branchiostomatidae. The transcript is spliced from 2 exons. Bases 116 to 739 code for a protein of 207 amino acids. The record is from RefSeq and is a predicted model, not a curated record.
CCGGAUAUGACGUAAACCCAAAACACCUGCCUAAACGCCCUGCGUCUUUCUCUUGGGUCAAAAGACGGGAACUACACACACUAUUUACGUAAACAGUGACACCGAAGUGACGUACAUGUGUACACAACAAACGCAUGUCGCUGGGCGGGCCCGUGUGUGGGGAAGACUCACAUUUCUUACUGUGUCCACUGCUCAUUCAUUCAGCACAGCGGCACCAGACAUAGUCGCCCUCAUUAUGUCGCUACCGCCGAAGAAGAUAGACAACAACAUGCCUCAACUAGUCGCCGCCUAUAUCACGAUAUUUGCAGUAAUUUGGAACACCGUAAACGGCCUGCCUACAAACAGAGCACGGUGUCCAGAAGGCUACAACGACGGUCAGUUUGCCGAGCUGUGCUUCAGACUCGUCAGAACCCCCCUGUCUUACGACAAGGCUGCGACUACCUGCGAAUCAGACGGAGGCAAACUCGUCACCGACAAGAACCGAGCAAAGCACAACUACCUCCUCAAGACAGACUUCGCCGUGAGCUACUGGGUCGGCUUAGAUGACAUAAAGGAAGAAAAUAGUUUCGUGUGGAGUGAUGGAGAGGCAUUGGGUGGAUUUUCAAUGUUCUCGGAGUCUUACCCAAACCGACAGGACACAGACUGCGUAGUGUUGUCCAGAUUAACCAAUCUAGAGUGGGUACCGUACGACUGUGAACAAACGUUUGCCUUUGUCUGCCAGAAAGAACUUCUAUGGUAGCACGAUGAGAAUAUAUCGGUAGUGACAUUUAUAUUAUUUUAUUCUCAGUUUUAUGUCUAAACUGAUAUACCACUAUUUCGCCAAAUCUCAUUUGUUAAGAGAGAGAGAGAGAGCAAAAGAGACAACGGCUGGAUGGUUUUAAGUCCCAAAAAGUCUUCAUGGUAGUAACUUAAUAGAUAUAGGUUAAAAAUCUAUAUAUAAGGUUUAAAUCCAGAAUCUUUAUAUAUUCGAGAUGUACAUAUUAAGAGGAACACGUAAUUAUGUGCAAUACUAGUAUAUUUUUAAUCUACUUUUAGAUAAACGUCCCUGUGUCUUGUUCAUAUGCCAUUAGGUAUCACUCAUUAUAGUAGUGAAAUGAACUUUUAAAGAAUGUCAUUAUGCUUAGUGUAAGUUCACAUACACUCAUAUAAGCUAGAGACAUGAAACAACUGUUUCGCAAAUAAAGUGUGAAAAGAUAUGUAAAAAAUUACCUGUUGCCACGUGUUGAAAA